GUAAGUAAGGUUUAGGAACAAGAGGGAAUUGUUGCUGGUGAUACAGUUCAGUCAGACAGACACAACUUAGAUUCUGCCUGCAGCGUCCCUGCACGUGUGUUUCAAACAACCAGGACUGGAAGUGCAGGCAGCAGAGAGAGGGUGUUGCCUGCGAGCAGAGGUCAAGCAGGCGGGCAGGCAGAGGGGAAGCCGGUGGAUGUUUUUAAGAGUUUGCUUAUCUGACACUGACAACAGGAUGAGAAGCUGAGCAAGGGCGCAGAGAGGGGGACAGAAACAUGGAGGGAAUAACGUGUUUGUAUAGGAGAGACAGGUUACUUUGAGAAAGGUGGAAAGAGAAAGAGAUAGAGGUUAAAAAGUCAAAUUUGUCCAUUUUAUCCAAAGGAGCGAGAGCGAGAGCCGAGGGAUCGUAACACUGGAGCUCAAGGAUAAACCAUGGACUCUGCAUACAUCCCACUACACCUGGACGUCCACCAUGUUCCCUGCUAACCUCCUGCUCCUCAUGGUGCUGCUGCUACCUCAAGCCUCGUCUGGUGGCCAGGGUGGAGACACCAGCGAGAUCAACCAUGGCAGGAUGCCCCCCAUGCCUUCCUCUGUGCCGCCCUCCCCGCCUGGCUCCUUCUUAAAGCCCAAUCUGGCUCAGACCAUCCAGAGUCUCCUCCUGAGCCGGCUGGGCUUACAGUCGCAACCCGACCCUCGGCCUGGGGUGCCAGUGCCGCGAUACCUCCUGGAUCUCUACCGCUUCCACCAGCAGCAGUACCAUCUGGUGGAGGACCCGUUGUUCAGCUUCCCCAGCCAGCACAUCCAGCAGGCGAACACCGUACGCAGCUUUCACCAUAGUGAACCCCUUGCAGACACCCCAGAAGCAGAAGAUCAUAAGAGGGUGCACAUCUCCUUCAAUAUUUCCUCCUUCCCUCAGGAUGAGAGGUUGCUCUCAGCUGAACUACGGAUCCUCCGCAGUGACCAAGCUUUGCUUGGCCCUGGAGCCCACAGACUAAAUGUAUACCUCUCUGAGCACCGGGAGGAUCCUGAGUCUACCCUGCUGGAGACAAGGUUACUCGGCACUGGUGUCAACAGUCAUAAAGGAAGUGGUUUCUGGGAGGCCUUUGGCUUGAAAACAGAGCUCCUCCAAAAGGCCCUUGCUGGGAGUGGCAGCGUGGGCUUCCUCCUGGAAGUCAGACCUGAGAACAGUACCACGCUGCUGCCAGAUCACAGCCUCUCCUCUGCUGCAGGUGAGGAGAAUGCAAAGAAACACAAAGAGGGACAUCUAAGAGUGUGCAGGUCUGUGGGUCAGGAUGAGCACAGCUGGGCCCAGGAGAGACCCCUCUUGGUGACUUACAGUCAUGAUGGGCGUGGGGAGCCCUUGGUAAAACAUGGUAGGAGGACCCCAAGUGGUGGCCAAAGGAUGAGAGGGAGAAAAGGAAAGAAAGAAAGGUCCAGCAGCAACAAGGGCAGCAUUAGAGACCAAACUUUGCAGAGGGCUAAAAAAAAUGGGUACACAGGUCCAGGCUGGGGGGUUAAUAAGGGAGGAAUCAGCUGGAGCGAUCGUGGAAGGGUUAAAAGGAAUGGUGGUCGUGCUGCCAAACUGAAACGCCUUUCCCGUAACAGAUGCCGUCGCCAUCCUCUAUACGUAGAUUUCAACGAUGUGGGCUGGCACAAGUGGAUCAUUGCACCAAGUGGCUACGACGCCUUCUUCUGCCUGGGAGAGUGCCGCUUUCCUCUGGCAGACCACAUGAACUCCUCAAGCCACGCCAUGGUUCAAACUCUGGUAAACUCUGUGAAUGGAGCCGUGCCGCGGGCAUGCUGCGUCCCCACCUCACUCAGCCCCAUCGCCUUGCUCUACCUUGACCCUCAAGACCGAGUGGUGCUGAAGAAUUACCAGGACAUGGUGGUGGAGGGCUGCGGAUGCCGGUAGUGACUCGAAGCGCUCACACAGAAAAAGCCAGACUAGGAUGGAGAAGCAUCAUGGGAAUAGGGCAAAGAAGAAAGACGCAGGGAAAGGCAGAUGGUAGGAAGAAGAGCCGGUGGCCUCUUACUGCAAAGACUGAUUGAGACAAAUGUAGCAGCAAAAGAAGGAUGAGUGAAGAGGAAGGAGACAAGGCAAGGCAUAUAGUCGCUUUAUCAUCAUUGUCAGGCGCACGAAAGAGUCAGAGUCAAGAGUGAGAGAAAGUCCUGAUCUGCCACACACCAGGACUAAAGAUUAGACUAAAGGCAUUAUGUAAACUGCCAGGAAUCACUGUUCAAUGUUUUCCCAUAUGCUGAUGAUGCAGCUGUUUACACCAUCAACCGAGCCAAUGCUUUAACAUCCAAGGUGUCUACUCUAUACAACAUUGCAGUGUUUUCCACUCAUCACACUCUCACAUGGUUGUUGACAGGCACAUGCACAUGUGUUUAGAUGUUGUGGAUUGGAGCUGAAAUGGCAAACUGUCACAGAAGGCAGGUUCAGAUUUAAAGCUCUGUAGCAAAACUGUGCAACUUUAUCAAUGGACUUUCUGAUGAUUAGCAGCAUUUGCAAUAUGACGAUGGCACUAGCGCAGUGUCCAAACUGCAUCAGUGCCGUUCCUGUAGUAUUUGAACCAAAAAUGGGGUGCAUUUAUUUCUAUGAACAGUAAGAGAAGGAUACUGUCACUUGUAAGCGCUCCUACAUCACAUGCUAUUUAAAACCACAACAAUAAUGUUGAUGAAUUGUUAUGUUAUUGUUUGAAUGUACUACCAUCACCAUUAUUUAAAAAAGAGACAUUUUUUUGUACAUUUAUUUUGCAGACGUGAAAAAAUUCAAGUUGUCUUGUGAUAAUACAUAAUUCCACUGUAAGGCAAUUCUAACUUAAACGACACAUUAUGUAUUUAAAUAGCUGCAAUAUGGUGUAUUUAAUCAUGAAAUAUUUAAGAUACAUGCACUCAACAGAGCAUUCAACAAACUGAGAGCCACAUGAAAAUAAGUUAUGGUAGCUUUACAUCUGUAAAACUGUUCAGUGUAUUGAAUUAACAGUCUGUGUUACUUAAACAUCCAAACCUGUCAUUGCACACAUUUUGCUGCCCAACACAUGCCAGCAGUCAUGUGAGGUGCCGUCUUCAAAAGCUCAACUAACACGCCGAUGAAAGCUCUGUGUAUUGUAGCUGCUGAAGUGAUAGUUAUGUCUGCAUGUGGCAAGUUUAAAAAAAGGAAAAAAUGAAAAUUAAACUGGGACUUUAGUGCCUUUCAAAACAGGGGCUUUAAAAGUGUUCUCUGCUGAGCUUAGUAACUGUUUUUCAGUGUUGCAUUUUUCUCUCAAUGGAAACAUUUAAGCAACAGCUUGUAAAAUGUUUGACAAUAUACCUCUAAUAAACAAA
Messenger RNA from Cheilinus undulatus (humphead wrasse), 3327 nucleotides. It is a transcript of the gene bmp16, whose product is annotated as bone morphogenetic protein 16. The record is from RefSeq and is a predicted model, not a curated record. Gene Ontology annotation, molecular function: cytokine activity; growth factor activity. The coding region runs from base 473 to 1912 and encodes 479 amino acids. Gene Ontology annotation, biological process: SMAD protein signal transduction; BMP signaling pathway. NCBI's taxonomy places the organism in Eukaryota, Metazoa, Chordata, Actinopteri, Labriformes, Labridae. The transcript is spliced from 3 exons. Gene Ontology annotation, cellular component: extracellular region.